GAGAGAGAGCGAAAGAGAUAGACUGAGAAGUUGUGCACUUAGAAUCCGUUGGAUUCCAACCCAGAAAUGCCAAUCAAAUUGACAUUCAAUUCCAAUCCUGACCCCAUAGACAACAUGCCAGGCGAUAAUCGAUAUUUGACCUAGGCCAAUAUAAAAAUGACUAUUCAAAGUGUGCUGCACCUCCCCCGAACUUCAUCUCCUCCCCAUCUCGCCCCUUCCCACGCGACGACUGUCUUAGAUAAUCGACGACUAAUUUGAUGUCUGACUAAAUGUUUGUGCUCAAUUUGAAGCACAUUCGCAGUAGCGCCCAACGAUUCAUCAAAUGGCGCCUCCCCACGCCCCUCCUCAAAGAGUCAUAAUCAAUGCAGACACGUCAAAGAAAUGCCAAGUGGGUUGGUUGUCUUCUAGCUUCUAUCUCCCUCCCCUUCAAGCCCCACCAACGCGGUUGUCAACGGGCGUUGGACUGUGACAUUUGGCAAUUUAUUGAAGACGAGUUCCAAUCAGAGCAAAUCAUGCGAAGCUCGUCUAAUAUGGCAGCGCUGGAUUUAUGGCCGCGUGCUGAGGCCAUCAACAAAUAAAAGGUAAGUGUGAUAUCGGCCAGAUUCCAGAUUUCCCACUCCCCCUCCGCCCACUUCCCUCUUCACAGUCACAACUCAUUCGGCAAACGUAACGAGCUUUUGUCCUUUGUGGUGAGCAAUGGCGUGCACAUUGCAUGUGAAUGGAGCAGGGAAAAAGGAAGCAGGAAGGGAAGGGAAGGGUUCAGGGGUGCAUGCGAGAUAGAUAAGUAUUGCAUGAAGCGAGAGCUGACUGACUGACUGGCUGGUUGACUAGCUGGCAAAGUCGAUGUCGAUUCGCUCACAGAAGCAUUGAAUUGGUGUUAAGCACGAACUGCUCUGCGGAAUGGAAAUGGAAAUCGAAAUGGAAAUGGAAAAUGCAAAUGAAAAAAUCAGCAAGUUGUCAUUCGACACAGACAGCGAUUGAAGCUAGCCGAGAGCAGACGACAUCACAAGGAUCACAGAAGCAAGUUAAAAAUGUCCAAUCAACUGUUUUUCCUCAGUUUGGCCGACAUAUUCUCCGUGUAUCCGGCCAUCUUUAAGGAUGUGAGUAAACACCUCAAGAAGACCAAACAAAUCUAUCUGCCCAGCGAUGAAGAGUGGCAGGACAAGAUGUACUACAUGCUCCUCGAGAUUCAACGCCAGGUCAACGAAUCCACGGAUGUCAACAUCUCGCUCAAGGACAUCGAUAAGCGUGACAAACCCGCCUUUGAUCCCGAUCGCAUUACCAAAAUCAUCUCGCCAGGAGUAAGUCCAAAUGGUCGUCGGAGUCGUGUGUUGAAGUACUGUCAUGAUACGACUGUGAGGAUUAGACUGAAGGCAAGUGCUCGUUGGAAUCUUCCCACGAUUGCCAAUGCAGCCAAGUUGCUGAGGAAACCUCCACUGCCGGUUCAUUUCCAGAAUGAACACGAGAUGCGAUUGGCUUACUCCCUCAUCUACGAUGUGUUUCGCUAUAAAACAGUUUUGUGCAACGCGUUAUCGGAUGUGAGUUUUUUCGACCGGGAGGAAAAUCAGAAGUUUAUCAAAGAUGAGCAGCGUAUUUGGUUAAUGCUUUUUGAGCUCUACGAUCGUCACUUCCGCAAUCGCAACUCGGAGCUACAUGAGCUGCAAGCCCAACUCUACAAGGAGUCCGAGGUAACAGAACACGCUGCGGUGCUUUGGCGCCAUCGCAUCAAGUUGGCUGCCUCCAUUUCCCGCAUGCGCAUUGGCGUCGGAGCUCUGCGUCUCUCCCAGCUGCUGCCCAUUCACUUGCAGAACGAGAAGGUUGCUAUUGCCGCUGCCAAUCCAGUGGUGACCGGUUGGAUUAAUCCCUUUCUAGUGCGCAAUAAGAUGGAGGCGGAUAAGAUACUCACGGAGAUGGGCUACACUGUGCAUGGACCGGAUGAUGAGCAACCGCUGCUCGAGCAACACUGCAAGUGGGACAACAUUUGUCCACUGGUUAUCUCGGUGAUACCCAAGGAUCGCAGCGAGUUCACCAAGUCUGUGCUGAUGACCAAGCACAUGUUUAUAAUGCAGGACAAAAACUUUUCCUUUGGUCCCGCCAUAAUGUCCAAGCUCAUGGACUACUUUGAGCUGUACGGUGACAUACUACAAACUCACAUUGAUUCACCACGCUCCACAGCCUACUUGGCAGCCUUGUUCUACUCCGUAAACCGCGUCAACAAUUUCUAUGUCUAUGGAGCAGGCGCCAAUCUUAAGGAGUACCGACGCUACAUGGAGUCCAUAGGAGUCAAUAAUAUACGACUGUUUGCGGAUGCCUUCACCUCGUUUCCCAUGGAAUCGAAUCGUUUUCGCACUGUUGUGGGGGUAUUUGCCACGCCCCCGAACUCCUUUAGUGCCAUAUCAGAUCCGAUUGAUUUGAUCUGUUCACGUGGCGGUGAUUUAAGCAUGCUCGAGGUGCUCACCGAGUCGGAGGUCAGUGAUGAGGGCAAACAGCGUGUAGGAUGCAUUCUCGAGGAGCAGCUGCUCACACUGACCAUGACUAUGUCACGACCCCAAGUGCAAUUUGUGCUCUAUCAAACACAUUCGAUUGUGACCACCGAGAACGAGGAUAUGGUUCAACAUGUGCUGCAGGUGAUCAACAAACUGGCGCUGGAGAAGCAUCGUCAGGCGUAUCGCGAGGUCAAGCGACUCGAAGCCAUUGCUGAGGCGGAGGCAGCGAAUAUUCCAGCUGCAGCCAUGUCCAAGGAGUCGCCGCGCAAAAAGGAGAAACUCUCAGCUGAAGAUAAACGCAAAUCCCAACCAGAAUUGCCAGCUAAGCCGGGUGAAGCUGGAGCAGUGCCUGUGGUCCCGUUGCCUCGCGUGGAUAGCAUUGAUUUGAUCUGCACACCGGACAUAGAUGAGUUUGUGCUCGACAUUGUGCCUGAUAUCUGCAUCAAUCAGGACAAUUGUAUUGCCCAUCAGUCGACGGGCAGUUUUCUCUCGCUCAUUCGUCGUAAAUCGCUGACACAGCUCAACGAAAAGUAUCUCAUCAGCAUGGCGGAACGUCGAGGACUCUUUGGCAAGCCGGCGGAUCGUGAUAAGUCCCGCAAGGCAGUUAAGAUGCAGGAGGUUAAUGAACCUCCGCCACCUGAUGCCACCUACGACAACAGCUCGGCUACGUCACGUACGGGAGGACAACAAUCGGCGCGUUUGCAGCACCAGCGACCCACCCAGGCAAGCGCCAUACGAUCGCACCUGACAAAGGUGUCGGCGACGCAACGGCAUCCGAUAGCGUUCAACUUUAGGCGGCGGGAGUGCAAGCGUUUUUACGUCUUGCCCGUUUAUAUGCACAGCACAAAGCAAAACAGCCGCUUGUGGUGGCAAUACGCCUUUAAAUGUGUCACGCGCAAUGGCAACGAUGCCAUCUGGAAUCCGAAUCUUAAAUUCAAGCUACACUGCAAACGGCAGCUGCGUAUCCGGAAACUGCGACGUGUGAUGUGGUCGAAUCGGGAGCCGCUGCAUUUGCACAUCCAAGACAUCGAGUUGAUCUGCCAUCUACGCAGAUAUAGCAAGUAGGAAGUGAGAAACUUAUUUGUUAACUACUCGUAAGAGGGGACCAAUAAUAAACACUAAUUGAAAACUAUUUUACGUUCAAUUAAAAUGUUGAUCAAUUUUUGUAGCAUACUUUUAGGCGCACAUUUCACAACUCAAAUCUCGGUGUGAAUUUUGCAUUCACAGAGCGAGAACAGAACAAAGUGUAAAGAAUUGCAUGACAACAAAUAUUUAAAAUUAAUUGCUGGCGAUGUCAAGAUCAAACAUGUACAAACGCCACUCGAUUAACGAAUUAAUCGACAUGAACUCGACGAGUCAAUCAAGCAACAGGCAAGCCGGAUCAACAGGAAAUUACAUCUAAGA
Drosophila nasuta is the source of this 3890-nucleotide messenger RNA. RefSeq lists its product as uncharacterized. The coding region runs from base 1032 to 3551 and encodes 839 amino acids. The transcript has 10 exons. The record is from RefSeq and is a predicted model, not a curated record. NCBI's taxonomy places the organism in Eukaryota, Metazoa, Arthropoda, Insecta, Diptera, Drosophilidae.